Molecule: messenger RNA, 1611 nt
Organism: Trypanosoma grayi
Lineage: Eukaryota; Euglenozoa; Kinetoplastea; Trypanosomatida; Trypanosomatidae
Product: putative T-complex protein 1, delta subunit
Exons: 1
Coding region: 1-1611 (536 amino acids)
Biological process (GO): protein folding
Cellular component (GO): chaperonin-containing T-complex
Molecular function (GO): ATP-dependent protein folding chaperone; ATP binding; ATP hydrolysis activity
Source: RefSeq, a predicted model, not a curated record
AUGGAGGCAAAGAGGAAGAACGAAAACAAGAAGGACACCAACACGCAGACGGAUGUUCGCAUCAGCAACAUCACCUCCGCUAAGGCGGUGGCGGACUGCGUGCGCACUUCCCUCGGCCCACGCGGCAUGGACAAGAUGAUCAUUGAGCCACGCGGUGAGGUGGUCAUCAGCAACGACGGCGCCACCAUUCUGUCGAAGCUGCAGGUGACGCACCCGUGCGCUAAGAUGCUUGUGGAGCUCUCCAAGGCGCAGGACGUGGAGGCGGGCGACGGCACGACAAGCGUCGUGGUGCUCUGCGGCGCCUUCCUGCGCGCGGUGGAGGAGCUGCUGCUGAAGGGCAUCCACCCCACGCAGAUCUCGGAGUGCUUCAAUGAGUGCGCUAAGGUGGCGGAGCGCAUCCUCGAGGACAUGAGCAUCAAGAUUCAGAUCGAGGACCGCGAGACGCUCAUCAAGGCGGCCAUCACCUCCCUUAACUCUAAGGUAAUCUCGCAGAACAGCGACCUGCUAGCCCCGAUGGCGGUGGAUGCCGUGCGGCGGAUCAUGCGUGACAACGGCGAUGUUGACUUGCGCGAUGUGCGCAUCGUCACGGCGCUGGGCGGCACCGUAGACGACUCGGUGCUGCUCACGAACGGCAUGGUCUUCAAGCAGAAGGCAUCGCAUGUAGCGGGGGGGCCGGUGCGCAUUGCUAACGCGAAGAUAGCUCUCAUCCAGUUCCAGCUCUCUCCCCCGAAGACAGACAUGGAGAGCACUGUGACGAUCACAGACUACAGCCAAAUGGACCGCGCGCUGAAGGAGGAGCGCAAGUAUCUGCUGAAUCUCUGUAAGAAGAUCAAGGACGCGGGCGUGAAUGUACUGCUGGUUCAGAAGUCCAUCCUCCGCGACGCCGUGACCGUGCAGAGUCUCGAUUUCCUUGCCAAGAUGAAGAUCAUGGUGGUGAAGGACAUCGAGCGCAACGACAUUGACUUCAUCACCAAGACGCUCGGGUGUCUCCCCGUGGCGAACAUAGACAACCUGAAGCCGGAGAAGUUUGGCCACGCCGACCUCGUCAUGGAGGAGAACACGCCAAACGGCAAGAUUAUCCGCAUCACUGGGGUGCAGACGCCGACGGAGUCGAUCAGCCGCCAGCUCUUUGGCAAGACUGUUACCUUCUUCCUCCGUGGGAGCAACAGCAUGAUGCUGGAGGAGGCGGAGCGUGCCCUCCACGACUCGCUGUGCGUGAUCCGCUCAAUUGUAAAGAAGCGCGCCAUCAUGCCGGGUGGUGCGGCCGGCGAGACGGAAGUGUGCCUGCAGCUCGGCAAGUACGCGCGCGAGCGGGCGCAGGGCACUCAGACGUUCUGCAUGCGCGCGUUUGCGGAUGCCUUUGAGGUGAUUCCCUACACCCUUGCGGAGAACGCGGGUCUGCAGCCCAUCUCCAUUGUGACGGAGCUCCGCAACGCGCACGCCAGCGGUAACAAGAACGCGGGCGUCAAUGUGCGGAAGGGCUGCGUGACGGACAUGGUGGAGGAGAAUGUGGUGCAGCCGCUGCUUGUGUCCACCUCGGCGGUGCGACUGGCGGCGGAGUGCGUGAUGAUGAUCCUGAAGAUCGACGACAUCAUCAUGACCCGCGCGUAA